CUCACGUAGCAGGUUUGUUUUGUAAUCAUUGCUAACAACCUGCUGUAACUUCGUGUGUCCACCAUCCACUCAUGCAUCUAGUGCUUUCAGCGGUGUAAUAUUCGCGAUGUGUGCAAGAAUGAAGUGAUCCGGGCGCCGAGUGCAGUUUGCUGUGAACCCGUGCUGGCUGCAUGGUGCUCGGUCUCUCCUGUCGAGACGCUGCCUUGCUUUUUGACGCCUGGGGUUGCAGUCUGGCCUCUAGCCGCGGCUGCGAAUUAACUUCACCUCUCAGCAUUGCCUUGCUCUGAAAUCAUGUUUGUUUUAUAAAGAUGCCGGUGAGGGGGACACUGUAAACUAAAUGACUGUCAGAAAUAUCGCCUCCAUUUGUAAUAUGGGCACCAAUGCCUCUGCUCUGGAGAAAGACAUCGGUCCGGAGCAAUUCCCAAUCAAUGAACACUACUUUGGAUUGGUCAAUUUUGGAAACACGUGUUACUGUAACUCAGUGCUCCAGGCCUUAUACUUCUGCCGGCCCUUCCGGGAGAAUGUGCUGGCCUACAAGGCCCAGCAAAAGAAGAAGGAGAACCUGCUCACAUGUCUGGCUGACCUCUUCCACAGCAUCGCCACGCAGAAGAAGAAGGUGGGCGUCAUCCCGCCCAAGAAGUUCAUCUCCCGUCUACGGAAGGAGAAUGACCUGUUUGACAACUACAUGCAGCAGGACGCCCAUGAAUUCCUCAACUACCUGCUGAACACGGUGGCUGACAUCCUGCAGGAGGAGAAGAAGCAGGAAAAACAGAACGGACGCCUCAAGAACAACGGCACCGCUGUAACCACAGAGAACGAGACAGAGAACAAAACUGAGCCCACCUGGGUUCACGAUAUCUUCCAGGGUACACUGACCAACGAGACCCGCUGCCUCAACUGUGAGACGGUUAGCAGCAAAGAUGAGGAUUUUCUGGAUCUUUCUGUGGAUGUGGAGCAGAAUACAUCAAUAACGCACUGUCUCAGGGACUUCAGCAACACAGAGACCUUGUGCAGUGAAUACAAAUACUACUGCGAGACAUGCUGCAGCAAGCAGGAAGCACAGAAACGGAUGCGUGUCAAGAAGCUGCCUAUGAUCCUGGCUCUGCACCUGAAGAGGUUUAAAUACAUGGAGCAGCUGCACCGCUACACCAAGCUGUCCUAUCGCGUGGUCUUCCCCUUAGAGCUGCGUCUCUUCAACACGUCCGGGGACGCAGUCAACCUGGAUCGCAUGUAUGAUCUAGUGGCCGUCGUCGUUCACUGUGGCAGUGGUCCAAACAGAGGUCAUUACAUCACCAUAGUGAAGAGUCACGGCUUCUGGUUGCUGUUUGAUGAUGACAUUGUGGAGAAAAUUGAUGCCCAGGCCAUUGAGGAGUUUUACGGGCUUACCUCAGACAUCUCAAAGAACUCCGAGUCUGGAUACAUCCUCUUCUACCAGUCCAGGGAGUGACUGGACCGGGAUCUGUGACGCGGGAGAGGACAGGACAGGAUGAGACCUUUUUAACUUUUAGCCUAACUGACCUGGACUCUUGCCACCUCCAUUGCCCCUUCCCCCGUCCCCUUCCCAUCCUGUCGCCCUCCUCCACAUCAAAAAAACCUCUCUGAGACAUGUGCCAAGACCAUCCUCUGUCCCACGGCUAGUCGCUGGGUUUACCUGCACUUCAUCUCCCUGUUGUCCUUUUCCUCGCGGCCCCUCCCUCGGCCUGCUGGGAAGUCUGUAAUUUGCUUCUUGCCCUUCAGUCACCUGCAUCUGGACUGCACUUUAGAACAAAAGCAACAAAUGCUCACACGACGAUGAGGAAGAAACACAAAGGAGUCCGCAUCCACAAUGAGUGCCCUUGAUGUGGGCCCUCUGGCUAGCCAAUGCUCCUCUCCGGGUUUCCAGGAACACACUGUGGCAAAGGGACUGGUGCACAGACUGUUGUCACUAAUGGUAUUGUAUCAUUCAUGUGUAUAUAAGGUCUGCUUCCACAAUGUGUCACACACUCAUAAUUCCUCUCAUUAGGGCUGUCCCAUGACUUUUUGCUAACACUGUCUAGUUUUUUGUCUUAAACCCUGGUGGAUGCAUGAGCUUGAAGCAAAUGAAGUUGGAGACAAACACUGUAUAAUACGCAUAGAGAGGUUUCAUACAUUUCCAGUAGCUUUGAAGUAUCUGAGCAUUUAUUUGGGAUGUCUCGACAAAAUCUGUCAAUUAUUGGACAAUUGGGUAAAGUUGCUUGAUGACAGUAUGGAGGUUGUCUAAGUCCCAUGGAGUAUCACACGCAGCAGCUGCUCUGUUUGUCUAAGCAAAUGGUGAUCCAGCACUUCUUAACACUUUAUCCAAGUGAACCACAUGCUCUAACACUAGACAAGUAAGGAGGUUCUUCUGUGUGUAAUAGAAGCUGACCUUUCUCUGUCACAUCCAAUAUAGAUCGCCAGUCAGACCAGUUGAAUCCUUAGACCUUUUAUCUUGAUAUAAAUUCCCUAUUUAUUGAACUUAUUUAUUACUGUUUGGUAUUUGUAAUGUUGACUGCUGGUUAAUGGAGGUAUGUGUGUAGUACGGCUCCAUCGAGAGCUUUGUAUGUUAGACUCCCGUCUUUUGUCGAGGCUCUCUCAGUGUGAAGGACGAGUUUUGCGUGGUACACAAUUUGUGUAGGCCUGAUUUGUCUCGGUUUGGGUCGGGCUGAAACACGACUUUAUAUUUUGUGUGUACGUUUUGCGUGCGUGUGCUGAAGACGGAUUCAGAUGGAAUACGAGAAACAAAACUCAUCUGCCUAAGCAUUCGAUUGAUGUGAAAAAGUGAAGAUAGUGCAAUAGGACUUGAAGUUAUCCAAUGUCGAAUUUCCCAGUGAGGCUAGUAUAUAUGUGUCGGUGUACGGUGUGUUACAUGUGUUUUAUUACCAGCUGGUCUCUUCUCUGUGCUGUGUGUUUGUGUGCUCAUGAUAUCAAACAGCCCCUCCUUCACCACAUGCAAUGUAGAGAGCUGGUGUCAGCUUGUAACAUUAGCUGGGAUGUUGUUUACGACGUUCCUUCGCCCAUCUUUUUCUUAAACCUACAGUGAUGACCCUUUUUGAUAAGUGAUAUUUUUCAUUCCUAUGUUGAACUACAGUAUGUGUAAAUUUCUUUACCUCUUGGUUUGUUUCCAUUAGACAUUUGACUUGGAUGAUGUAAAUUGUGUGUCCACUAUGUAGCACAUUGGAACAUCUAAUUUCCAUUGUAAAAGUCCAGUUUACAUGCUCUGUAUCGCUUCAUCCAGUGCUGAUGUUGUUGAACUCCCUGCUAGAUUUUUUUCCCUCCAGUCCCCAGGGUUUGUUGCCAUGCACUGUAGAAGAGAGCGACAUCAAAAAGCUGGUUUUUCAUGUGAAUGACAUUCCAGUUUGCUGCACAUCAGAGGAAAUUACCAUUUCAAAUGCAUCUCAUUAUAAAUAAGGGGUAGUCAUAGGAUUGAUUUGCUUGCUUAGUGUCUGUGUAUAUGAAAGAGACAGACUUUAAGAAGAAGGAAGCUGGAGUAGUCCCCUCUUGGAUAUUGAAUGAACUUGUCUCUGCCGUCUCUUCUGUCUGGUCUAUGUAAAUGGGUCAAGUCACAUGGAAUACGUGCCAAACUGGAGAUGCUAAUGAUUUUGCAAAACUGGAACAGUCUUUAACAGAACAUUAUUUUCUUUGUAAAGAUACAACUGUACAUAUAUAUUAUGUAGAAAAAAAAAACACUCCUGAAAAUAGGAACAUAUUUUUUUAAAUUCAAGAAGCUUAAAAUGUAAAGAUGAAUACUCUCAUGGCAAAGAUUUUAGCUUAAUCUUGACCAUCGACGAAAUCCUGUAAGAAGUACUGUGCUGUUUUACAAUCAGUUAAUUACAUAAUCAGUCACCGAAUUAAAGUCACAAUCUGUCGUAUUGGGAUGCUCUUUGUGUCAGGUUGAACUGAGCCAUGGUAGGAAAAAGAAAAACAGUAGCCAGAAAUAGUCUGAGACGUUUUAGACCUGGGUGGGAAGAGAGACUCUCUCGAUGUGCUGAUCUUCCAUUAACACUUAUGCACAUGCCCUCACUGAGAUGCUCAGUCAUUGCACUUCUGACGUGGUCUUAUUCUAUAUCUAUUACUGUGAUAGUGUUCUACCUAGGAGACCUCAGGUGCAGUGUCUUGUGUGGAGAAGGACUGUACCGGGUACAAUCUGAUGAUGGAGGUCGUGGGAGAGAAAAGGGAGAUCAGAAGAACUCUCCCUCUCUCUCUGCUUUGUGUAAACUGAAAGUGCACUUUAUUAGUGAUGAGCUUAAAUGCUUUAACAUGAAGAACCACAGUCUAACACGGUAAUUUUGAGUUUUUCUUCUGUUCAAUAAAAUGAUUUUAUCAACUAA
Myripristis murdjan (pinecone soldierfish) is the source of this 4325-nucleotide messenger RNA. It is a transcript of the gene usp46, whose product is annotated as ubiquitin specific peptidase 46. Gene Ontology annotation, cellular component: nucleus; cytosol. Gene Ontology annotation, biological process: protein deubiquitination. The coding region runs from base 338 to 1447 and encodes 369 amino acids. The record is from RefSeq and is a predicted model, not a curated record. The transcript has 9 exons. NCBI's taxonomy places the organism in Eukaryota, Metazoa, Chordata, Actinopteri, Holocentriformes, Holocentridae. Gene Ontology annotation, molecular function: cysteine-type deubiquitinase activity.